GGCAAGGUUUUCUUCGUCUUUGUGGGAGAUGGCGGUGAGCGUGGAUUAGGGUCUGAAGAUUGACUUUGCUUGGUUUCCUGAACGAGAUGCCUCGAUGCUGGUUCAGAGACGAGGAUAUUGCUGAGGAUAUAGUUGAGGAUACAGCUGAGGUAUUGAGAAUAGCAUUGCUUCUUAGUAUCUGUACUGCUACUGUACAGAGAGGGAGGAUACCGCGGCAGGACUAGGCAGAUCAAGCGAUCUUCUUGCGCUGUGUGAGCACUUCUCAGCCUGCGCAAUGAGUGUCAAAAAAAUAGCUGUGGACUCUGAGUCGUUUGAUGAGUCGGAUUAUCUGGAGUUCAUUGCUCUCGGUGGUGGUAGUGAAGUCGGACGAAGUUGUCAUGUUAUAAGUUAUAAAGGCAAAACAGUGAUGUUGGAUGCCGGAGUUCAUCCUGCGAUGAACGGCAUGGCGGCUUUGCCCUUUUACGACGACUAUGAUCUUUCGAGUAUAGAUAUUCUCUUGAUCAGCCAUUUCCACCUGGAUCACGCAGCUUCGUUGCCGUACGUAAUGACUCGCACCGAUUUCAAAGGUCGCGUGUUUAUGACGCAUCCCACGAAAGCGAUCUAUCGAUGGCUCCUGAGUGAUUACGUCCGCGUCAGUGCAAUCUCCGCCAACGACGCCUCGUCACUGUACACAGACGCUGAUCUCAGCUCUUCGUUUGAACGGAUCGAGGCAAUCGAUUAUCAUUCCACCACCGAGGUCGACGGAAUCAAAUUCACUGCCUACCACGCCGGCCAUGUGUUGGGCGCCGCCAUGUACUUUGUCGAGAUUGGCGGUAUCAAAGUUUUGUUCACGGGUGAUUAUUCCAGAGAAGAAGAUCGGCAUUUGAACGUUGCUGAAGUGCCGCCUCAGCGGCCUGAUAUCCUGAUCACCGAAUCGACGUACGGAACCAGCACGCAUCAGCCUCGACAGGAAAAGGAGGCUAGACUGCUGAAUCUGAUCACAAAGACUAUCUUGAACGGCGGAAGGUGCUUGCUACCCGUGUUCUCACUAGGAAACGCGCAAGAGCUACUGUUGGUGCUGGACGAGUAUUGGCAAAACAACUCGAACCUGGACGGAAUACCAGUCUUUUACGCCUCCUCGCUCGCGCGGAAGUGUCUGGCUGUGUAUCAGACAUACAUCAACAUGAUGAACGACAGCAUUCGGAAGAAAUUCCGCGACGACAGAUCAAACCCUUUCCAAUUCAAGCAUAUUCGAAGUCUAAAGAACCUAGAGCGGUUCGACGAUCUGGGGCCCUGCGUGAUGGUUGCUAGUCCGGGAAUGCUGCAGAACGGAGUCUCCCGAGAGCUUUUAGAGCGGUGGGCGCCGGAUGCGAAGAAUACGUUGAUUAUCACGGGUUAUUCGGUCGAGGGAACGUUGGCGAAGCAGAUCUUGAACGAGCCUUCUGAGUUCCCGUCAAUCACAGGCGGAGGGAUCAAGGUUCCUCGACGGAUUUAUGUUGAGGAAAUCUCGUUUGCUGCGCAUGUGGAUUUUAAGCAAAACUCUGAGUUUAUAGAUUUGGUUAACGCCUCGAACAUUAUUCUGGUGCACGGUGAGCAGAAAAAUAUGGGCCGUCUGAAAGCUGCGUUGCUGGGCAAAUACAAGGACUUACGCGACACUGCGGAUGAAAUCAAGAUAUUUGAUCCCCGGAACUCGGAAGAAGUGCGCCUUCCCUUCCGCGGGGUCAAGGUAGCAAAAGUGAUGGGCUCGCUCGCGUCGAAGCCGCCAAUGGACGGCCAGAUUCUGUCAGGGAUCCUGGUGCAGAAGAAUUUUGAGAUGAGCAUUCUUGCGCUGGAGGAUUUGCAGGAGUUUUCGGGGUUGAGCACGACGGCGGUUGUGCAGCGGCAGACUGUGACGGUGGACGCGACGUCCGAGCUGGUGAAGUUUCAUUUGCAGCAGAUGUUUGGUGCGGUUAAGGAUGUGUCUACGGAGGAAAUUACUGGGUUUAUGGUGAUGGACUCUGUCACGGUCUGGUGCAAUAAGGGCUCGCUCACGAUUGAGUGGGAAGGAAACAUGAUCAACGACGCGAUCUCAGAUACCGUGCUUGCGAUCCUGCUGUCGGUCGACUCGUCGCCGGUGUCAGUGAAGAUCUCGUCGAAACCGUCGCAUUGCGCGGGCCACUUUAAUCGGCCGGAGAAAAUCGAGCGACUGCUGGUCUUUCUGGACUCGCAGUUCGGAUCUGCGGUCGAGCCGAUGGAGAACCCGGACGACGGGGUGUACAUCAAGAUUGAUCAGAACGUGGGGACGGUAAAUUUCCGAAAUAUGGAGGUCGUGUGUUCAUACGAGCCGCUGAGGAGUCGGAUCCGGCAUGUGGUGGACCAUGCGGUUGGGACUAUUCUGCCAUUGACGGACAGCGGUGCGUCUGAAGAUUCGGAAAGCGGGGAGAGCGACGGCGGGGAGGUCAAGAUGGAGGUGGACUAGUGUAUAUUAGAUGAAUGGAUGGGUGUAAAUAGCGGCGUUAUAACAAAACCGAUGUUUCUCUACAGUUGUCGAACACGUUGACUGAAAUAUAAGAAUAUCUAUC
This is a messenger RNA of Myxozyma melibiosi, 2540 nucleotides long. Its product is annotated as mRNA cleavage and polyadenylation specificity factor complex endoribonuclease subunit Ysh1. The transcript has 5 exons. Gene Ontology annotation, biological process: mRNA 3'-end processing by stem-loop binding and cleavage. Gene Ontology annotation, molecular function: 5'-3' RNA exonuclease activity; RNA endonuclease activity; RNA binding. The record is from RefSeq and is a predicted model, not a curated record. Lineage: Eukaryota; Fungi; Ascomycota; Lipomycetes; Lipomycetales; Lipomycetaceae. Gene Ontology annotation, cellular component: mRNA cleavage and polyadenylation specificity factor complex. Bases 275 to 2437 code for a protein of 720 amino acids.